AAAACACAUGUGAAAAACGUGUGAAUAAUAUUUGGAAAUAAACUUCAUAUAUGUAUAUAUGCAGGCCUAUACAUGUGAAUGAGUAAUUUUUUUGUUUUAGGCCCCCUUUCCUCUGAGGGUGACUAGAGUCCUCACAGCCGUCUUGCCUUCCUCUCUGAUUGCCCGACGCGUUUCUGUCGAGGACCCCCCUCCCGAGUUGGCCACUCCGCUGCCUGAGCAGAUUCCUCCAGGAAGACUGACAGAGCAAAGCAAGCAAAUACUCCAGAAAGCGCCUAGAAGGCAGUUAUUCGAGAUGCCUGAUAAAAAUUCCAAUUGGUCCCAGGCAGAGAUGAGAGAGAUGAGCCAGGAGCAGCCGCCGGCCAAACGGUUGGCUAGGGCUCUACAGGAGCUAGCUUCAGCGAGGCAAGAGCAGAACUCCUAUGGGCUCAAUGCAACUAGGGCCCAGCAGAGCCACAGUGUCACCACCAGAUCCUCCAGAGAGGACCCCUGGAAAGAGGCGUCCAACACAGAGUCUGCUGUGGAGGCCCCGAGGCCCCAGCAGGGUCAAGACCGGGCCGUUGUGGGCAAUGGGGGUGUGGCCUCUAAUGGAGGCGGUGCCUCUGAUCCCAGGGUAAGAAAGGAGGAUGGGGGUCAUGACACUACAAGACAAGUGUUGGGAGGAUGUCAGAGGGAGGAAGAGAAGGUUGAGGGACACGCCACUCUCCUAACAUCUGCCCCGGACCCUGACCUCUGCCUCACCCCUGAGCAGAGAGAGGCCAAACUGAGACGUGUGGAGAGGAUCAGGGAGAGAGUCAUCCGGAGUGCAGUCAGAGAGAGUGCCGUGGUGCCCGGACAUCCACUGACCAGGAUGGAGAGACAGGAGCUCCACAACACCCCUUCUACACAGAAGACCUAUGACAAGGCCAGAAAGAACCGGGAGAUGCCAGUUUCUGGGCCUUGCGAGGAUGUCUGCGGAGGCUGGUGUCAUAGUGACGGGAGGGUUCUACGUAGUAACAGGACGGUAGAACCUCCGACCCCUGGAGAGAAACCUCKUUAUGAAGAUGAGGGGAAGGGGCAUAUGAAAGGUCAUGAGGGUCAUAUUGGGAACAAAACACAGCACAAAGGUCACGGUGACAGAAAGGGUAUCAUGAAAUGUAAAAAAGAAAAGGAACCAUCCACUUCCUCCAAUAAGAUCUCCUCGAUGACUGUAUACCAAACUGACGGAGGCCUGCAAUUCAAGAGGUGUGAAGACAAAGAACAGGAAGAAGACCAAAAGGAACUCUCAUCCUAUCACGUUGAAAGCAGUUCUCUGUCCACCAACCUGAAAGCGGAAUGGUUCCUCUCAACCAAUCAGUGGCGAGAGUUCAUACCUUUACGCGACCACGGAAUAGAGUCAUUGUGCCAAAAGGAAACCUUGAAUGUGGACAAUGAGCCAACAUCUCAUGACGCAGGAACGGAUUCCAAUGGUGACACAUUUUCUGUAAGUGAGAGUUUAGAGAAAAUGUUGGAAAAUCAUUCACUCUUCUAUAAAAUCACAAGUGACAUCAAUCUGUCAGACACGGACAUUACAAUGACUGAUGGACAAUCAGUAUCCAAUCAGGGAGAAGAGAUUGAGGGGGCAACCAAUGAGAUUUCAACAGCAGAGGAAGUGACCUAUAGGGUGGUAAGACCAAGAGACCAACAAAUCGAAGGUUGCCACCCUUCAGUAUCCUCCACAAGUCAUGGUACAGCCACAGACGAUAGUGGAGACAUCACUACAACCAAUCAGCAGCAAGAUUUAACAUCUAAGGACCGGAACGCACCACUAUCUGCUAAUCAAACAUCGUGCGUCUCAUCCAAACCAGGACGUGACCUAUGCAUCUAUGAAGAGAUAUCGGACAGUGACGCUUUGCCCAAAGCAACAGAGGAACCCAUUCAGGAGAGUCAAGGGAAAAUCAUGCAAAGUCAGGAAUCGAGGAAACCUAAACCCGAAUCGUCGAUUCAUCCUGAAUCAGAACAGGCCCCCUUUAUGGAUAUGUGUGGAUGGGCAGAAACAGGACAAGAGAAUCGUGGAACAGUAGAUGUGAAGGUAGAACAGGAGGGAGCUGGAGAGUUGAAGGUGGCCAAUAGCAGUUUAAGUGGAGAGAGAGGCGACGCGGUCCAAAAAAGAUAUAGCCUAUCCAAAACCAAUUCGCUAGGCCUAUACGAGGAGGAAAGGGCGGAUCGAAGUGCCUCAUUUGGAAGAGGCAGAGUGACAGUGCUGCGGACAAGUUUAUAGAGGGACUACAAAAAUGGAGGAUGACAAGGAAGAUGUAGUUCAAUAGAGACCGAGUGAGCAAGAUGGGGGGGGGGG
Molecule: messenger RNA, 2311 nt
Organism: Salvelinus sp. IW2-2015
Lineage: Eukaryota; Metazoa; Chordata; Actinopteri; Salmoniformes; Salmonidae
Source: RefSeq, a predicted model, not a curated record